AUGGGCAAAGUAAUGCAGGUGGUUAGCUGUGAACCAGUGAAGAAGAUAAUAGAGCAUUUCCGAAUGUCGCCUUCAACUUUUGAAGAACUUUUGUCAUUUGUUUCCCCCGCUAUCAUUAAGCAACACACUGCGAUGCAAGACCCUGUUGGACCUAGCGAAAGAUUAUCAGUCACGUUGCGAUACCUAUUAGCAAAAUUAUUCCUGAACAUGCAAAUCUAUUUGGGACUUGCUGAUGGAAAAAAGUUUAUUGAACCACUGUCAACAGAGCAAGAAUGGAUAACAAUAUCUAAGGAGUUUGAGCUUAAGUGGAAUUUCCCUCAUGCUUUAGGAGCGCUUGAUGCACAAUAG
This is a messenger RNA of Hydractinia symbiolongicarpus, 348 nucleotides long. RefSeq lists its product as uncharacterized. The transcript is spliced from 4 exons. The coding region runs from base 1 to 348 and encodes 115 amino acids. Lineage: Eukaryota; Metazoa; Cnidaria; Hydrozoa; Anthoathecata; Hydractiniidae. The record is from RefSeq and is a predicted model, not a curated record.